Molecule: messenger RNA, 4238 nt
Organism: Ornithorhynchus anatinus (platypus)
Lineage: Eukaryota; Metazoa; Chordata; Mammalia; Monotremata; Ornithorhynchidae
Gene: CCDC92B
Product: coiled-coil domain containing 92B
Exons: 4
Coding region: 239-1114 (291 amino acids)
Source: RefSeq, a predicted model, not a curated record
UCCUCUCCCCUCCCCGCCACCGGCUUCCCGGAGCCCCCGGCCGGUGCAGCCGAUGGAGCCCCGGUCCGAGCCGGCGCCGCGGGGCAUCGUCUAACGGGCAAGAGGAGCCCCCUGCCCUCCCCUGCCCUCCCUCGCCCUCCCCUCCACCACCUCCCACCCAGGGGUCCGGGACGCCUCUGCCCACCCCCGACACUCCGGACAGUCCGGACAGUCCGGCCCCGAUCCGCCAAAGGAGAGGAUGGACUCCCUGUCCCUGGAGCACCAGAUCCAGCGGGUGCAGCGCCAUAUCGCCUUCCUGAAGAAGGAACAGAUGGAGCUCCUACGGGACCUGCACCUCGAGAUCCUGCGUCUGCAGAAGCACUGCACAGAACUGACUCAGGACCUAGAAAGGAAGGAGUCCCGGACCGACCAACAAGAGGUCGUGGACCGCCAGCUGGAGGAGCAGUGCCGGGCCAUGGAGGCGCAGCUGGCGGAGCGGGAGGGCAGCAACGCGGAACUGCGCCGGGAGCUGCGGCAGCGAGAGGCCCUGGUGGCCGCCCUGCGCUCCAGCCUGCGCAGCAAGGAGCGCCAUUUCCUGGAGGAGCUGAAGCGCCGGAGCCACGGGGUCACCGUGCUCGACACGGAGCUGCGCAAGCAGACCGAGGCGGCGGCCUACCUGUCCCUGCAGCUCCACGCCUCCAGGCAGAGACUGCACGGGCCCCGGGGGUCGGCGGGGGGCCGGCUCCCCCCUGACCGGGCGCCCCCACCCGCGGAGCCCCGGCCCAAGAAACGCAGCCACAGAGCCCGGAGGCCGCCGGCGGAGCUGGGGGGCCUGGGGACCUUGGGGGGCCGCGCCGGCGGGGGCUUCGGAGAUGCCGACCCCAUGCCCGACCCGGCUCUGUUCCUGUCGGGCCGGAGGCACCACUUGCCCAAGGCCACCGGCCCCCAGCCCCGGGCCAGGCCGGAGGGUGAGGGGACGGCCCCGGGAGAGGGCAGCCCCUGCAAACCUGCCAGGCCCCCCGCCGAGGAACCCCCGGACCCCCCGGGUGCUCCACCCCCCAGGGCCCGGCCCUGUCGGAGCCAGCACAGCCGACGCCGUGGGCCCAGUCCCCAGAGCUCCGCCGACCUGGAGUAGCCCCAAAGGGAGACCGGGAGACCGGGGGGCCGUGGGGGGCCAAGGAGAGCCCAGGGGCCAGGGCCCCUCUCCCAGCCCCACCGCCCCUCCUCUCCCAUCUCCCCUCGACCCCCUGCCCACUCCCGCCGUGGGCCGGGAGCGAGACUGCGUUCGUCCAAUCGUCCCGGGGGCAUCGGCCGGAGGUGCCCGCCCCUGGUAGGUCCGGGGAGGGGGCAGGGGAGGGACAGGUCAGGGAGGCCAGAGAGACUCCCCCUUUUAGAGUUCCAAACUUUCUGAGCUUCCAGCCCCCACCGCCUCUCCUCUCCCUUCCCCCAGCACCGGGAUCCUGGGGCAGGGGAGGGGCAGACAGAAUUUGCACAUUUUUGUAAGAGAAAAUAUGAGUUAUGGCUCGCUCUCAGUGGGCUGUUCUCUCCUUCUCACAGAGAGGGGAGCUGCCAGUGCCCUCUGAGGGGCCGAGGAGAGCCGGCCAGCCCUCUCGGGUGGGCUCCGAGAGAAACUCCCCCCCAGCCCAGGGGGGCAGAGGGUGCCCUGCAUGCAUGAGUAGCGAUGGGAUCAACAGUGGUGCUCGGGAUGACGGUUAUAUUCUUCCCGUUCUGCCGCCCACCCGCCCAGGGUCAGCCCCUGCAGGCUUGGGUCCACUGACCACCCGCCCCGCCUGCCCGUCUCAUCCUGCUCUGCCCACUCAGCCAGCCUCGCCCUGCCCCGCCCACCCCAUCCUGCCCAUCCCGUUCCGUUGUGCAGGGCCCCAUGACUGUCCCGUUGCCUGGCACCUACCCUCUCAGCUGCUUCUGCCGCUGCGUUGGGUCGGGGGGAAGGGGGUUGGAGGACAAUAGAAGGGGUCAGCCCACCCUCCCGGGAGGGAACCCGAGGAGGCCCUGGCAUUGCUUUCCGCUUUCCUGAUACAACCAUCCACGGAGCUGGGCCAGGGCCCGGUGGGCCGGCUGACCUGGAGCAAGGGCGAAUUGGGUGCCUGACUGGGGUCCUGGGGGCUGGGUGGCUAGGAGCCCGUAGGAGGGACUGAUGAAUUGCCUGACCUGGGAAGGGGGGAUUGGCCGAACCCCCAUUUCCACAAAUGGCAGGUCAACCCCAAGCCCCCGCAGUUUAGGAGGAGUCCAGAGAGGUCUCUGCCCAGACAGGCAAGGGAGAGCCAGGGGGAGCUGAAGGGAGGAACAGGUGAGGAAAGGAGAGAGGAGAGGGGGUCCCGAGGCGGGCUACCAGAGCUCAGACCACCACUCCUCACCCAUGGGGCCAGGACCUCCCCAUUCCUGCCCCCUGACUCUUCUCGAGCUCUCCCUCCUCCCCCAGCAUCUCUUUCCCCGCCCCCAGAUUCUGAGCAUCAAUCUGCCCAUAGCUCUGAGAAGCAGGGGAGACAAACCCCGACAGGGCCAAGCUUCCGGCCCUUGGCCGGGGGCAGGGUCCCCGGCCCCCCAACCACAACACCGCAAAGAGGAGGCAGGCUUCAAGGCCCCGUCUGCUGGUGCUAAUUGCAGCCGCUCCCCAAUCAGCUGGCUGUGGCCAGAGGCAGGAGGGAGGGGCCGGCUGGCAGGGACAGCUGGCAGAGUCGCUGAAGCGUCUCGGGCCCGGAGGGGAGGCGGUGCCCUGGUCCCUGGCUCCCCGUCCCCCAGUUCUCCCCCGUCCCCAACAGCACCCCUGAAAGGCCGGAGCCGAGGGAGCUCUCUGCCGCUCCUUCGGCCCGGUGGGCAGGGAGACGGAGACAGCGGAGACGGUGACUCUCUGUUCCGGCUCUCUGGGGAAGGUCAGCCUCCUCGCACCCAGCUCUCGGGCCCAGCCUCUGUGGGGAGGGAGACCUGUUGGAAGGGUGGCCAGUGGGGAGGAGGCCCGGAACUGGACGGAAGGGAUCCUCGGGCAGGCUGCGGCACUGACGUCGGGGAGCGGGACUCUGGACCAAGCUAGGCCUGCUGCUCCUCCCCAUCCCUACCCGGCUCUCGGGUCUUGGCCCCCAGGGCUCCGCUGAGCUCUUCCUCUCCCCAAGGCACAAUUCCCACCCGAGACCCCCUGGUGAGGGAGCAUGAGGGCACCAGUGCCAGGACUUGCUGCCCCAUUAAGAUGGAGGAUGCCAAGUCAGCUCCAGCCCCGCCUCAACUCUUCCAAGGCUUAGAUGGACCCAUCCAGAAGCCCCCCCGGGCCAGGACAGCUCAUAGGGCCUUCUACAGGCUCCUCUCCCCCCAGAUCCUUUCCAAGAGACCCGUUGUGCAUUCAGCCAUAAUGUGCCUGUGACUGUCUUCCAAGCUGAGAGGUGGUGGCGUGUGAUGGGAGAAACCGGUUUCAAUACCACUAGGAGAUCGGGUGUUGGGAGGGGGAGGCCUGCCGAGCCAUCCCUAUUGCUCAGGCAGCAUCUACACUGACCAAUCACUCCCUGUGAACCCCCGAGUUCCCUGCAUAACCCGAUCUGUCCACACAGCCAGAGAGUUAGAGUUGACUCAACUCUCUUCCAGUUUCGGGUUGGAGUAAUCUGGACUGUUGAGGUUUUGCUGUCCUCCCAGAUAGCUGGGAUCCCCUCCCUCCCCAGGGUAGAAAAGUCUCUAUAGGGCAAGGGAGAGAGGGAGGCCAGAGGGAGUGUCUCUCCACUCUUGCCGAUUGACAGGUGGUGUCUAAAUGCGGAUGGGCGUGGCUGUGCGGAUGAAAUUCCAGGUGUGGGUCUGGGUGGCUGGGUUUAUGCGGUCUGUAUCACUGGGGAAAGGCGAGGAGCGCGUUCUGUCUCUGAGAGAGAAAGUGUGUGGGGCGUGGGUGUGGGUGUGUUGUCUGGGAGCUGUGAGUCUUCUCAUGGCUGCCUGUAUCUGAGGCAGAGAGGGACAAGCAGGGCAUUAGAAAUGAGUCAUUUGAGUAGCACACGGGCAACUGGAGCAGCUGGGAUUCAUGGGAGCAAGAGGGGGGGCUAAGGGAGGUGUAUUGUAUUCCCUGAGGGGCUUUUUGGAGAUGAGCCAGAGAGCAGCCAUGGUUUCCAAACAGCAGCUGCCUAAGGCUUCGUCCCCAACCCCCAUCUCCUCCUCUUCGCCCUCCCCCACUUUAUCCUGCCUCCACUCUCCUCACUGAUAAUAAUUAAUAAUUACUGUGGUAUAUGGCAAGCGCUUAAUAUGUGCCAAGCACCCUACUAAGUGCUGGG